UGUUCGUUGUGAGUUGUUGUUACCACAACUAUGGCACGUACCAAGCAAACGGCUCGCAAGUCCACUGGUGGCAAGGCGCCCCGCAAGCAGCUUGCUACAAAGGCAGCUCGCAAGUCUGCUCCAGCCACUGGAGGUGUCAAGAAACCCCACCGUUACAGGCCUGGAACCGUUGCUCUCCGUGAGAUCCGCCGUUAUCAGAAGAGCACUGAGCUGCUUAUCAGGAAACUGCCUUUCCAGCGCCUGGUGCGUGAAAUUGCUCAGGAUUUCAAGACUGACCUCCGCUUCCAGUCCUCUGCUGUCAUGGCUCUCCAGGAAGCUUCCGAGGCUUACCUCGUGGGUCUGUUUGAGGAUACCAACCUGUGCGCCAUCCAUGCCAAGCGCGUGACUAUCAUGCCAAAGGACAUCCAACUGGCUCGUCGCAUCCGUGGCAGCUGGGCUACACCACCCCUUGCCGGGGGAGGGGGCCGGCCACGGGAAGCCUCCUUGCUUCUCACUACCGAGCUCAACGGCUCCCACGACCCGGCAACUCAGGGCGCAGUGCAAAGGAAGAACGACCCCAUUAUCCCCAUACCUUGGCAAGUUGUUGGCUGUGAAGGUUGCGUUGAGCUCAGCUUCAAAGCAUCCAGGCUCAGAGAUGUUCAUAAUGUGGGCAUGAAGCAUACAAGAGUAUAUUUUGAGGUGAAGGUCCUUGUCUAUACAACUAUGGCACGUACCAAGCAAACGGCUCGCAAGUCCACUGGUGGCAAGGCGCCCCGCAAGCAGCUUGCUACAAAGGCAGCUCGCAAGUCUGCUCCAGCCACAGGAGGUGUCAAGAAACCCCACCGUUACAGGCCUGGAACCGUUGCUCUCCGUGAGAUCCGCCGUUAUCAGAAGAGCACUGAGCUGCUUAUCAGGAAACUGCCUUUCCAGCGCCUGGUGCGUGAAAUUGCUCAGGAUUUCAAGACUGACCUCCGCUUCCAGUCCUCUGCUGUCAUGGCUCUCCAGGAAGCUUCCGAGGCUUACCUCGUGGGUCUGUUUGAGGAUACCAACCUGUGCGCCAUCCAUGCCAAGCGCGUGACUAUCAUGCCAAAGGACAUCCAACUGGCUCGUCGCAUCCGUGGCGAGCGUGCCUAAGAAGUCAUCCACGAAUGAUCUUCAUAACAGCAAUAUCUAGGCCCUUUUUAGGGCCAAACAUCUCUUUCAUUAAAGAAUUUUCAUAGACAAUCUGUUUGGUUUUGUGGAAGAAAAUAUUUAUUUUCCAUCUUUCAG
Scylla paramamosain (green mud crab) is the source of this 1248-nucleotide messenger RNA. RefSeq lists its product as uncharacterized. Gene Ontology annotation, molecular function: structural constituent of chromatin; DNA binding; protein heterodimerization activity. Lineage: Eukaryota; Metazoa; Arthropoda; Malacostraca; Decapoda; Portunidae. The record is from RefSeq and is a predicted model, not a curated record. The transcript has 4 exons. Bases 31 to 1113 code for a protein of 360 amino acids. Gene Ontology annotation, cellular component: nucleosome.